Messenger RNA from Penicillium arizonense, 1014 nucleotides. Its product is annotated as alpha/beta hydrolase. NCBI's taxonomy places the organism in Eukaryota, Fungi, Ascomycota, Eurotiomycetes, Eurotiales, Aspergillaceae. The record is from RefSeq and is a predicted model, not a curated record. Gene Ontology annotation, molecular function: hydrolase activity. Bases 1 to 1014 code for a protein of 337 amino acids. The transcript has a single exon.
AUGGCCCAGUCCCGAUGGUGGCUGUAUGUACAGGCCGUCUUCUGGCGGUUUCUGAUGCGGAUCGGAAUGUUCCUGCACGAUAUUGGUCCGCCCAGUCCGCCCCGACCGUCCUUCACUCGCAACGUGACCUCCGACUCCCAUGGCCACUCAGUAGUCCUCCAUUUCUACUGCCCACCCGACUACCACCAGCAACGCCGGUUAGGUCAUCGCUACCCGGUUGCCGUCAACUUCCACGGAGGCGGAUUCACGCUCGGCUGUGCCACGGAUGAUUCUCGCUGGGUCAAGGUGAUCCUGGAUAAUGUCGGAGCGGUUGUUGUAAGCGUGAGUUACCGGCGCGCACCGGAGCACCCUUUCCCCGCAGCAGUGGACGACGGUGUCGAAGGACUACUCUACCUGGCAGCACAUGCCGCUGAGCUGGGCUUGGAUGUAAGCCGAGUGGCGUUGAGCGGGUUCUCGGCAGGCGGAAACCUGGCAGUUACGGUGCCGUUGAGGCUGCGUGGCCGGAUAUCAACCGAGGUCAAGGAACACUUGGGCCGAGCGGAAUCAACCCAGAACCUGAUCAACCAAGUCAGCGAUCUUCGCAUUGUGGCAUUGUUCAGCUGGUACCCGAUUCUGGACUUCCAGGAAUCGCGCGACCAUCGCCGGGCGAUGAGUCCCAUGCCGGACAAGACUCUCCCUGCCUUCUUUACCACCCUCUUUGACGAGGCUUAUCUUCCCAAUCUGGAGGAUCGUGCUUCUCCGUAUGCAUCUCCCGUGCGCGCCUCCGAUCGAAAUCUGGCCGAGGCCCUUCCUCACGAUAUCUUCUUGUUCAUCUGUGAAUGGGACAUGCUCAUGAAGGAGGGUCAAUCGUUCGUGCGCCGCUUAGAAGGCCUUGGCAAACGCGUUCGGGCCAUGCUUAUUGAGAAGGCCAAGCAUGCGUGGGAUAAGUCACCCAACCCAUGGCGGGACCAGGACAGCGUGGAUGUGCUUUACCGUGACGCCUGCGCAGACAUGAAGGCCAUCUUCGAUAGGUGA